AUGCACCUUGUACCCAAGGAGCUCGACAAGCUCGUCAUCUCACAGCUUGGUCUGCUUGCCCAGCGGAGGUUGGCGCGAGGAGUCAAGCUUAACCAUGCCGAGGCGACGGCCCUUAUCACCAACAACAUCCAAGAACUCAUCCGCGAUGGCAACCACACCGUCGCCGACCUCAUGGCCCUCGGCGCCACCAUGCUCGGCCGGCGGCAUGUGAUGCCCUCCGUCUGCCACACCCUGCGCGAGAUCCAGGUCGAGGGCACCUUUCCCACCGGCACCUACCUGGUGACCGUCCACAACCCCAUCAGCACCGACGAUGGGGACCUGGCCCGCGCCCUCUACGGCAGCUUCCUGCCGGUCCCGCGCGGCGCCGAGGCCGACGCGCUCUUCCCCGCCGAGCUCGACGCCGCCGCCUUCGCGCCCGCGCGCCAGCCCGGCGCCCUCGUCCCGCUCAAGGCCGAAAAGAUCACCCUGAACCCCGGCCGCCGCCGCAUCAGCCUGCGCGUCACCAGCCGCGGCGACCGCCCCAUCCAGGUCGGCUCCCACUACCACUUCAUCGAGGCCAACCCGGAGCUCGCCUUCGACCGCGGCCGCGCCUACGGCUUCCGCCUCGACAUCCCCGCCGGCACCUCGUACCGCUUCGAGCCCGGCGACGCCAAGACGGUCACGCUCGUCGAGAUCGCCGGCCACCAGGUCAUCCGCGGCGGCAACGGCCUGGCCACCGGCGGCGUCGAGCGGUGGCGCGUCGACGACAUCGUCGAGAGGCUGCAGGCGCAGGGAUACGCGCACCUGCCCGAGCCCGACGAGAAGACGACCAACGGCAUCACCAACGGCAGCACAGCCCGGCGGAGAGGGUCGGCGACGACGAGGGCAGCGGCAGCGGCAGGCGCGGUAGCAAACCGCGUCCCGCGGGCGCCGCGGCCGUAUCGCAUGGACCGCGCCGCGUACGCCGUCAUGUUCGGCCCCACGACGGGCGACCGCGUGCGGCUCGGCGCCACGGACCUGUGGGUGCGCGUGGAGCGCGACUGCACGGCCUACGGCGACGAGUGCAAGUUCGGCGGCGGAAAGACGCUACGCGAGGGCAUGGGCCAGGCGACGGGGCGGCCGGACGCCGACGCGCUCGACCUCGUCAUCACCAACGCCCUCAUCGUCGACCACUCGGGCAUCUACAAGGCCGACAUCGGCGUCAAGGCCGGCAUGAUCGUCGGCAUCGGCAAGGCUGGCAACCCCGACGUCAUGGACGGCGUCGCGCCCAACAUGGUCGUCGGCAGCUGCACCGACGUGAUCGCGGGCGAGAACAAGAUUGUCACCGCGGGAGCCAUCGACACGCACAUUCACCUGAUCUGUCCGCAGCAGGCGCAGGAGGCGUUGGCAUCUGGCGUGACGACGUUUCUAGGGGGAGGGACCGGUCCUAGCUCCGGCUCCAAUGCCACCACGUGCACGCCCGGCAAGCACCUCAUGAAGCAGAUGCUACGGGCCUGCGACACCCUGCCCGUCAACGUAGGCAUCACGGGCAAGGGCAACGACUCGGCGCCGGCGGCGCUGCGGGAGCAGGUGGCCGCGGGGGCGUGCGGGCUCAAGAUCCACGAGGACUGGGGCGCCACCCCCUCGGCCAUCGACGCGUGCCUGACCGUGUGCGACGAGAUGGACGUGCAGUGCCUGAUCCACACGGACACGCUCAACGAGUCCGGCUUCGUCGAGUCGACCGUGGCCGCCUUCCGCGGGCGCACCAUCCACACGUACCACACCGAGGGCGCCGGCGGCGGGCACGCGCCGGACAUCAUCUCCGUCGUCGAGCGCGCCAACGUGCUCCCCUCCUCGACCAACCCGACCCGCCCCUACACGCGCAACACGCUCGACGAGCACCUCGACAUGCUCAUGGUCUGCCACCACCUCUCCAAGGACAUCCCCGAGGACGUGGCCUUUGCGGAGAGCCGCAUCCGCGCCGAGACCAUCGCCGCCGAGGACGUCCUCCACGACGUCGGCGCCAUCAGCAUGAUGAGCUCCGACUCCCAGGCCAUGGGCCGCUGCGGCGAGGUCGUCCUGCGCACGUGGAACACGGCGCACAAGAACAGGUGCCAGCGCGGGCCGCUGCCCGAGGACGAAGGGUCCGGCGCGGACAACUUUCGCGUCAAGCGCUACGUCAGCAAGUACACGGUCAACCCGGCCCUCGCGCAGGGCUUCGCGCACCUCGUCGGCAGCGUCGAGGUCGGCAAGCUGGCGGACCUGGUCAUCUGGGACCCGGCCUGGUUCGGCACCAAGCCGCACCAGGUGAUAAAGAGCGGGUUGAUAGCCUGGUCGCAGAUGGGCGACCCCAACGCGUCCAUCCCCACGGUCCAGCCCGUCAUCGGCCGGCCCAUGUUCGCGCCGCUCGUCCCCGAGACCAGCGUGCUCUUCGUCUCCCAGGCUGCCGUCGCCUCGGGCACCGUCGCCUCGUACGGCCUGCGCAAGCGCGUCGAGGCCGUCCAUGGCUGCCGCUCCGUCGGCAAGGCCGACAUGAAGUUCAACGACGCCAUGCCCCGCAUGCGCGUCGACCCGGAGAGCUACACCGUCGAGGCCGACGGCGAGGUCUGCACCGCCGAGCCCGCCGAGACUCUACCCUUGACGCAGGCGUAUUACGUGUUUUGA
Molecule: messenger RNA, 2622 nt
Organism: Cordyceps fumosorosea ARSEF 2679
Lineage: Eukaryota; Fungi; Ascomycota; Sordariomycetes; Hypocreales; Cordycipitaceae
Product: urease
Exons: 5
Coding region: 1-2622 (873 amino acids)
Biological process (GO): urea catabolic process
Cellular component (GO): urease complex
Molecular function (GO): urease activity; nickel cation binding
Source: RefSeq, a predicted model, not a curated record